This is a messenger RNA of Vidua chalybeata, 3615 nucleotides long. RefSeq names its product sorting nexin 27 (gene SNX27). Gene Ontology annotation, molecular function: protein binding; phosphatidylinositol-3-phosphate binding. Lineage: Eukaryota; Metazoa; Chordata; Aves; Passeriformes; Viduidae. The record is from RefSeq and is a predicted model, not a curated record. The coding region runs from base 37 to 1611 and encodes 524 amino acids. Gene Ontology annotation, cellular component: early endosome. Gene Ontology annotation, biological process: intracellular protein transport; signal transduction. The transcript is spliced from 12 exons.
CCGGUCUCGUGACGCGCGCCGUGCGCGGACGCCAAGAUGGCGGACGAGGAGGGCGAAGCGCGGCCGGGGGCGCGGAACGGGGCCGGGGAGGGACCCCCGGGCGGGCCCCGCGUCGUCCGCAUCGUCAAGUCCGAGUCCGGCUACGGCUUUAACGUCCGCGGGCAAGUGAGCGAAGGCGGGCAGCUGCGCAGCAUCAACGGCGAGCUGUACGCGCCGCUGCAGCACGUCAGCGCCGUGCUGGGCGGAGGGGCCGCCGACCGCGCCGGGGUGCGCAAGGGGGACCGCAUCCUGGAGGUGAACGGGGUGAACGUGGAGGGAGCCACGCACAAGCAGGUGGUGGAUCUGAUCCGCGCCGGCGAGAAGGAGCUGGUGCUGACGGUGCUGUCGGUGCCGCCGCACGAGGCCGAGAGCCUGGAGCCGCCCGAGGAGCCGCUGGGGCCGCCCUUCUACGACUACAGCGAGAAGCAGGCGGUGCCCAUCUCCAUCCCCACCUACAAACACGUGGAGCAGAGCGGGGAGAAGUUCGUGGUGUACAACGUUUACAUGGCCGGGCGGCAGCUGUGCUCCAAGCGCUACCGGGAAUUCGCCAUCCUGCACCAGAACCUGAAGCGGGAAUUCGCCAACUUCACCUUCCCGCGCCUGCCCGGCAAGUGGCCGUUCUCACUGUCCGAGCAGCAGCUGGACGCCCGCAGGAGGGGCCUGGAGGAGUACCUGGAGAAGGUGUGCUCCAUCCGGGUCAUCGGCGAGAGCGACAUCAUGCAGGAAUUCCUGUCGGAGUCGGACGAGAAUUACAACGGCGUCUCCGACGUGGAGCUGCGGGUGGCGCUCCCGGACGUCACCACGGUGACGGUGAGGGUGAAGAAGAACAGCACCACGGACCAGGUGUACCAGGCGGUGGCUGCCAAGGUGGGCAUGGACAGCGUCACCGCCAACUACUUCGCCCUCUUCGAGGUCAUCAACCACUCCUUCGUGCGGAAGUUGGCUCCCAACGAGUUUCCCCACAAGCUCUACGUGCAGAAUUACACCUCGGCCGUGCCGGGGACGUGCCUGACCCUACGCAAGUGGCUCUUCACCACCGAGGAGGAGGCGCUGCUCAACGACAACGACCUGGCCGUCGCCUACUUCUUCCACCAGGCCGUUGAUGACGUCAAGAAAGGCUACAUCAAAGCUGAGGAGAAAUCCUACCAGCUCCAGAAGCUCUGCGAGCAGAGGAAGAUGGUGAUGUACCUGAACAUGCUGCGGACGUGCGAGGGCUACAACGAGAUCACGUUCCCGCACUGCUCGUGCGACUCGCGGCGCAAGGGCCACGUCAUCUCGGCCAUCAGCAUCCGCCACUUCAAACUGCACGCCUGCACCGAGGAGGGCCAGCUCGAGAACCAGGUGAUCGCCUUCGAGUGGGAGGAGAUGCAGCGCUGGGACACGGACGAGGAGGGCAUGGCCUUCUGCUUCGAGUACGCGCGCGCCGAGAAGAAACCGCGCUGGGUCAAGAUCUUCACCCCCUACUUCAACUACAUGCACGAGUGCUUCGAGCGAGUGUUCUGCGAGCUCAAGUGGAGGAAGGAGAACCUUUUCCAGCUGGUCAGGUCACAGCAAAGGGACGCGGCCACUUAACCCCGGGAGCUUUCCCAGGAAUCCCAAAAAAUCCGUUAUUGUAUUAAAGCCCCCCCCAAACUAAAUCUCAUUAAUUCCAAAUCCAUUCGUGCCCGUCAUCUUUAUGGAAUUCCAGAGAUAAAAAAACAAAAAAAAAAACUGGGAAAAGCCACCUGAGGAGGCUCCUUUUUCCCACUCAGAUCCAGCUCCAGGCUGGGAAUUUUGGGAUUUUUUUUUUUUUUUUUUUUUUUUUUUUAAACAAAAAUUAAGAAGUUGUUGUUUCUGCUGGGUCAGAUGUGGAAAAAUAGAGGGGGAAAAAAAAAAUCAGGAAAAAGCCCUGGGAAUGUUCCAUUCCUGCCUGGGCAUCCAUGGGAAUAAUUCCUUUAAAAUCCCACGGGGUGGCAGCAGCUUUUAAAGGGAUUUUCCACCUGUUUCUCCUCCCAAUCCGUUUUGGUUUUUUUUUUUUUUUUUAAAUCACUACAGAUUUAAAAAAAAAACAGGAAAAACAUCCAAAAGGAGUAAAAUUCCAAGGAAAUGCCUCUCCUGGCACAAGGAUCCCGCUCAUGGAUUUGUAUUCCCGCUUUUUUUUUGGGGUGUUUUCCCAGGGAUUUGGGUGUGCCUGAUUCCUUGGGAUGGGAUCUGGGAGAUUCCAGGAUCCUGAGGCUGCCCCUGGAUGGGGAUGAGCAGCUCGCAGGAGGAAAAAUAACCUGGAAAAGCCAAUUUUCCCUAUUUUUGAGUGGGAUUUUUCCCUGGAUCCUGUGGCUGGGCAGCUCCCAGGAGGAAAAAUAACCUGGAAAAGCCAAUUUUCCCUAUUUUUGAGCACUUUUUAUCCAUGACUUGGGUGUCCAAGCAGGAAAAAUAACCUGGAAAAAAAACAUUUUCCCUCGUUUUGAGCAGGAUUUUUUCCAUAGUUCUGGAGGAAAAGUAAGGUGGAAAACUCAUUUUCCCUGGUUUUGAAUGGGAAUUUUCCACGGAUCCAGUGGCUGGGAUGUUCCCAGGAGGGAAAAAUAAGCUGGAAAAGCCUUUUUUUCCCUGGCUUGGAGCAGGAAUUUUCCAUGUCUUGGGUGGACGAGCAGCUCCCAGAGGGAAAAACCCUCUGGAAAAGGUAUUUUCCCUAAUUUCCCAUGUUUUGGGAGGAAAAAUACGGUGGAAAAGCCAUUUUUCCUUGGUUUUGGGUAAGAUUUUUCCGUGGAUCCGGCAGCUGAGCAAUUCCCAGAAGGAAAAAUUACGGAAAAGCCAUUUUUUCCCUGGUUUUGAGUGGGAUUUUUCCAUGUUUUGGGAGAUAAAAAUCACCUGGAAAAGCCGUUUUUCCCUGGUUUUGGGCUGGCCUGGAGCCGGUCCCGCCAGGGUUUGGGGUGGAUUUGGGAAUAUUUGGAACCAACCCCAGCAGGAGCAUCCUGGCCUCAUUCCUGACCUCUGGAAUGCUCCAAAGUGGGAUUUUUCCCCAAAAUUCCCUUUUUGGGAAGGGGUUUUCCCCACUCCUCCCCUUGGAGCCAGGAUGGGGGGAGAUUUUUUUUUUGGGUGGGGGAAAAUCCCAAAUCCUCGGCUCUGGAGCAGCCAAGAGCUGGGAAUUAAUUCCAUUAAUUGGAUCCCUGUAAUUAAUUGGAUUUCCGUUGUCCUCGGGAGCCCCGAGCCGUGGAAAACCCAGGAAUGGGGGAGGGAAACUGGGAGAAGUUUGGGAUUCCCAAAAUCCCCCCCUAAAAUCUCCUUUAGCACCCCCAAUUUGGGUAAAAUCCCGGGAAAAUCCCAAUUUUCCCACUAGCCCCAGAUUCUGACGGAUCAAGGAGAGCUGAACCACCUUCCUGUGGAUUUUUUAAUCCAAAAAAAUGCAAAAAAAAAACCCAAAAAAAUCCAAAAAAGGGAGAAAUCAGUCCAAAAAAUAGAAAACCAAAACCCUGCCCCCUCCCCUUGUCCCAUUUUCCCUCUUCCAGCUGCUCCCAUUCCUCGGGUUCCCGGUCGGGAAAAGCCCCUUUAGUGUAAUUAAUUGUAACAUAUUCUUUUAAAUAAAUUGAUUUAUUGAGGAAA